Messenger RNA from Diabrotica balteata, 2024 nucleotides. The record is from the annotation of a GenBank genome assembly. Lineage: Eukaryota; Metazoa; Arthropoda; Insecta; Coleoptera; Chrysomelidae.
GUAAAACUGUGUUGUAAUGAAUUUAAAUCCUAUUAACGAAGAAUGUAGAGUAUUUCUAUUAAAUGUUUCGGCAAAAAACUAUUCUAUUCUUAGCGAUAUUAUUACUAAUUAUCUUUUUUAUAACAACUAAUUAUCUUCUUGUUACUUUACCUACAGAAAGUGAGGUUAAAAUAAGUUUGUCUAUAGAAGAUUUAAUAUAUAAAGAGCUCCAAAAUUUACCACUUUCUUAUAAAUACCAAUCUAAAAAUAAUGACGAAAACCUAAAUAUAUAUUCCAAUUUCAACAGUAUUUCAAAACAAGGUGAACGUAAAAUAGAAAAGCUAUGGCAAAUAGCCAAUUCUUGGAUAAACAAUACUCAACUAUUGGACAUUAAAAGUCUUUAUGUGGGAGAUAUUUUGUUUGCUUUACAACACACCAAAAUUAUUCAAGCCGAUAUUGAUCCAAGAGGAACCCAACUUAAAUUGUUGCUUACAUUACAGGGAAACCAACAAGUAAUAUUUAAACCAAAAUGGUAUGACAGAACAAAAAUUGUUGAUGGACCUGUUUAUGCAGGAAAGGAUAGAUAUAACUCUGAGAUCAUAGCUUUUUAUCUCUCAGUUAUUUUAAACCAUCCAUUAUGCCCAAUAAGUGUAGAAAGACAUAUAUCUUUAAAGGAGGAUAUUUUGCCCAUAGCAACCAAGAGGUUACUUGAUACUACUAUAAUUAAAAAUAAUAGAACUUGUGUAUAUGGGAAAUGUUUUUAUUGUAGCAUUAAUGAUCCCAUAUGUGAUGAUGAAAACUCGUCUCUAUUAGGGGCUGUGAUAUUUAAUUUUAAGGCUAGUUUAAUAAACCAUAGAUCACCAUGGCAGAGGACAUACAAAAAAGGCAAGAAUGCUGUAUGGCAAGAGUUUCCUGAGAGUUAUUGCAAAAUUGUUGAACAUAAGAUAUCUAGAAAACGUUUAUAUGACUUAAUAGAUAUUUCUCUAUUUGAUUUUAUUAUUCAAAAUGGAGAUAGACAUCAUUAUGAAACUCUAGACAAUACUGUAUUAUGGUUAGAUAAUGGAAAAGGGUUGGGAAAUCCUUUUAAACACCAUAUUGAUAUUUUGGCCCCUCUCUAUCAAUGUUGCAUAAUGAGAAAAUCAACAAUGAAAAAUCUAAUGAAUUUGACGGGAGGAAGGCUUACAGAUAAAUUACAAAAAAUGCCAAACAUUAAAAACUUAAUAACAACCGAUCACCUUCAAGCGAUGGAAGAUAGACUUCUGCUUAUUUUUGCAACUAUUGAGUAUUGUAAAAAAUAUAAAAAAUCUCAGGCUUAACAUCAAAAAUUGUUUAUGUAGCUAUUUAAUAAAAAAUCGUUCAUUAAUUUAUUAGUUGCAACAAAACAUUUUUCAUUAACAAUUUUUUGCCAAAAAAGUAUUUUAAUUGGUAGAGAUAAUCAUCAGAAAAAACAGCGGGACUAGAAGUCAGAAAGUUGAUAUUUAUUAUUUUAUAUCUGAAGCCUUUUCAUUAAAUUCGUCCAUCUUUAAUUUAACGGAUCUUUUGGAAUAUUUAGAUAAGUUUAUAUCGACUAAAACACAUAUUGAAGUAUGCUAACAGUGUAGUGCUGUAAAUUUGAUAUGUAGAUGGUCAGAUAAUGAAAGUAAAUGUUUUUUUUUUUCUGGUGUUUCAACAAUGGUCAUAUUCUAGGUUACUCCUACUAUUGUGAAGACAAUUUUACUGAUUUCAUCGAAUGUGAGGCGAUGGUAAAAUUUUGUGGGAGAUAAAUUUCAGGACUAAUAAGAAAAACUUAUCGAAACUUGUCGGGUUCAAAAUUUUAUUUUAUGGAUCAAAAGCAAUAUUUGUCAGUUCAUUUAUAUGGCAGCUAGAAGUCUAUCCUCUCGGCGUAAUAUUAUUGUCAAAAUGUAAAAACUUAUAUAACAGCAAUAAUAUAUGUCAUCAAUAUUGUAAACACAGUAUACUAUGUACAUAUCAGAUAGAACUUUCGGUUUUUGUUUUACAAAUGUAAUUAUUGUAAAUGAAGAAAUAUAUUUUCUUAUUUUUCUGUU